AUGAGUUCGGAUUCAGCAACAAGCAGUUCAAAAGAGAAAAUCACGAAAAGCCCGAGCGCUACAAGUGGUCUUUCAACAAGAUUCGACUUUGAAGACGAUUUCGUUGAGCUGGAAAACAACGGACUGGAAUUGCAACUGACGGAAUCGUCUGGCUCACUUUCUGAAUCAGAUACUUCAGAACAAAGCUCUUCAAGCACGGUCCCGGAAGAAGCAUCCGAAAAUAAGCGAUCUUUGUGGACGAGAUUCAAAGACAAAUGCUUCAUGUUCAUCGUUGCCGCUAAUCUGAUUGCUGGCUGCGUGCUGAUCAAUAUUUCCACUUCCUGGCUUUACUGCCAGUAUCACCUUGACGAUCCUUUAUGCGAAUACUUUCGACCUGAUUUUAAAGGGAGAAAAGGAUGA
Molecule: messenger RNA, 399 nt
Organism: Oikopleura dioica
Lineage: Eukaryota; Metazoa; Chordata; Appendicularia; Copelata; Oikopleuridae
Source: the annotation of a GenBank genome assembly